CGGCCUGUCGACGACGUUGCGUCCAGCUCCGCGCCAGUCGCACUCUCGAACUUCGAGCGUCAACUGUUGUGUAACUCGAGCGGUAAAACUAGAUUGAAAAUCACGAAAACAACACAGGUAAACGAUUUAUUGGAGGUUUGAAGUUUGCAAAAAAGGUGAAAAAUGUCUUCGAAAGACGCCGAUUCUGAGAAGAGGAAGCAGAUCUCGGUACGCGGCAUCGUUGACGUUGCUAACGUAUCGAAUUUCAAAAAAACCUUCAACCGACAUCUCCACUAUACCCUCGUGAAAGAUCGUAACGUUGCCACCAGCAGAGAUUAUUAUUUCGCUCUGGCACACAGCGUCAAGGACAGUCUUGUUUCGAGAUGGAUUCGUACUCAGCAGUAUUAUUACGAAAAGGAUCCCAAGAGAGUUUACUACCUUUCAUUGGAGUAUUACAUGGGCAGAUCGCUUCAGAACACAAUGAUCAACUUGGGAAUCCAAGGAGCUUGCGAUGAGGCCAUGUAUCAGAUGGGGCUAGACAUCGAAGAGCUGGAAGAAUUGGAAGAAGAUGCUGGUUUAGGAAACGGUGGUUUGGGUCGUUUGGCAGCUUGUUUCCUGGACAGCAUGGCCACCCUCGGUUUGGCUGCUUACGGCUACGGUAUUCGUUACGAAUAUGGAAUCUUCGCUCAAAAAAUAAAGAACGGCGAACAAGUCGAGGAGCCUGAUGAUUGGCUCAGGUAUGGUAAUCCCUGGGAAAAAGCGAGACCGGAAUUCAUGCUGCCCGUUAAUUUCUACGGUCACGUGAUUGAUACACCGGAGGGCAAGAAAUGGGUGAACACGCAGGUCGUGUUCGCGAUGCCGUACGACAAUCCCAUUCCGGGAUACAAAAAUAAUGUUGUCAACACUCUGAGACUCUGGUCGGCCAAGUCACCGAUUGAAUUUGAUCUGAAGUUCUUCAACGACGGUGAUUAUAUCCAAGCAGUUUUUGAUAGAAACUUGGCUGAGAACAUCAGCCGGGUCUUGUAUCCAAACGACAACUUUUUCGAGGGCAAAGAAUUACGUCUGAAGCAAGAAUACUUUAUGGUUGCGGCGACUUUGCAAGAUAUUAUAAGACGUUAUAAAUCAAGCAAAUUUGGCUCUCGCGAUCAUCACAGAAUGGACUUUGAAGCUUUCCCUGACAAAGUUGCUAUUCAACUGAACGACACUCAUCCGUCGCUCGCUAUACCCGAGCUCAUGAGAAUUCUCGUCGACGUCGAGGGCUUGACGUGGGAAAAGGCUUGGGACAUAACGAUCCGAACCUGCGCGUACACGAACCACACCGUCCUUCCCGAAGCCCUCGAACGGUGGCCGACGAGCAUGCUCGAGAGCAUCCUGCCAAGACAUCUACAAAUUAUUUACCACAUCAACUUCCUCCAUCUCCAAGAAGUUGGGGCGAAGUAUCCCGGCGAUCUCGAUCGCUUGAGACGCAUGUCACUCGUCGAGGAAGACGGCGAAAAGAGAAUCAAUAUGGCACAUUUGUCAAUCGUCGGUAGUCACGCCAUCAACGGAGUCGCUAGAAUCCACUCGGAAAUUCUUAAGGACAGCGUAUUCCACGAUUUCUAUGAAAUGUAUCCAGAGAGAUUCCAAAACAAAACCAACGGAAUAACUCCCAGGAGAUGGUUGCUGUUGUGCAAUCCAAAUCUCUCCGACGUCAUCGAAGAAAAAAUAGGAAGUGAGUGGACCGUCCAUCUUGAACAACUUGAGGCUUUGAAAAAGUGGGCCAAAGAUCCGACGUUCCAGAGAAGCAUCGUCAAAGUUAAGCAAGAGAAUAAAUUACGUCUCGCUGAACUACUCGAAAGUGAAUACGGCGUGAAAGUCAAUCCGGCGUCGAUCUUUGAUAUUCAGGUUAAACGUAUUCACGAAUACAAACGUCAACUGCUCAAUUGUCUGCACAUUAUAACGUUGUACAACAGAAUAAAGCAAAAUCCAUCAGCACCUUUCGUUCCAAGAACUGUGAUGAUCGGUGGAAAAGCUGCUCCUGGUUAUCUGCUGGCUAAGAAAAUCAUAAAAUUGAUCUGCAGCGUUGGAAAUGUCGUAAACAACGAUCCUAUCGUUGGUGACAAGCUCAAAGUGAUUUUCCUCGAAAAUUACAGAGUCACCCUCGCCGAAAAAAUUAUUCCUGCUGCUGAUCUCAGCGAACAGAUCUCAACCGCCGGUACCGAAGCUUCCGGCACUGGCAACAUGAAAUUCAUGUUGAACGGUGCAUUGACAAUUGGCACACUCGACGGUGCCAACGUCGAAAUGGCAGAGGAAAUGGGCAACGACAACAUCUUCAUUUUCGGAAUGAAUGUCGACGAGGUCGAGGCUCUGAAAAAGAGAGGCUACAAUGCCUGGGAUUAUUACAACAAAUUGCCUGAAGCGAAACAGUGCAUUGAUCAGAUCCAGGCAGGAUUUUUCAGCCCCAAUAACCCCGAUGAGUUUAGGGACAUCGUUGACGUUCUCAUGAAAUGGGAUAGAUUUUUCCUUCUCGCUGAUUACGAGAGUUACAUCAAGACUCAGGAUCGCGUCAGUCAAACUUAUCAGGAUGAAACCAAAUGGGUUGAAAUGGCGAUUCACAACAUCGCCUCGUCCGGUAAAUUUUCAUCGGAUCGAACGAUCGAAGAAUACGCACGUGAGAUUUGGGGCACGGAGCCUAACUGGCAGGCACUUCCGGACCCGCACGAACCUCGUGACAUUUAAGCGAAAGAAGCGGUACCUCGAAAAAAAUACUCGCUAAAGUAUCGGUUAUUUAUUGUUGACUUUGCUCUCAUUGUUAUUCGUCCAAAGCGCAGUGAGGUCGAGAACAAAAUUCACUCCGAAUUGAAUUUCUUUUGUGAUCGUCAGUAAUGUUGUUCUUCAUUCAAAACGUGGUGAAGUCGAGAACUAAAUUCACUUCGGAACGAAUGUUUUGUGAUCUUCGUUGCUGGAAAAACACUCGUACACGUGCACAAAAAAUACAAGAGGCUGUAACGAAGUGUCAUGGAAUAAUAUUUUAAGAAUACCAUUCGAAAGCAUGGAAAAUUCGUUAUUAAGUGCGAAAUUCGGUCACACUAUCUGUGAUCUUCGAACUCUCAUCUUGCAAUACGCUGUUACAAGAUGUACGAUGUUUGAUUCAAGAGUCCUAUAAAUAAUUAUGCGAUAUUACACCGAGAGCAAGGGUCCAUAUAUUUCAUUGUGAUGGAUUUGUUGACCAAUCGUGUUUUUUUUUCUCAAUGAAACUGCCAACUCUAACAGAGAUUAUGAAAAAAAUGAAUUGUCCAUAGUCCUCAACGAUGAGCGAGGAGCGCUCACUGACGAAAUCUCAAACUCCUAUGCGGAUUAAAUGUCGAUAUAUAUAUUUUUUUAACACGAAAAGAUAAACGAACGAGUAUUCGAGCCUCUGUACGAAGCUCAAGCAACAAUCUCCGUUACCACAGUCAAUAUUUCCUCUUAUUUAUCAUAAAACGAAGACAUAAGUUUUUCAAAAAAUUCACGAUUGAGUAAAUUCGUAUGUAGAUAAGCCUACUGAAAUUCAACAUUUAGCUUAUUUUUCAAUUGAGCUUUUAGCGUGUCUCUGUCUCGUUUUGCUGUUGAUACUACUCGAACCUUAUCACCGUAUAUUCAGUUUUCAUGAUUGUAGAACAUUUUAUGAUCGUUAAUUAUGAGAAAUAAAUAAAUCAGUUGUUUUUAACAAUAAA
Venturia canescens is the source of this 3674-nucleotide messenger RNA. It is a transcript of the gene GlyP, whose product is annotated as glycogen phosphorylase. Gene Ontology annotation, cellular component: cytoplasm. Gene Ontology annotation, biological process: glycogen catabolic process. NCBI's taxonomy places the organism in Eukaryota, Metazoa, Arthropoda, Insecta, Hymenoptera, Ichneumonidae. Gene Ontology annotation, molecular function: pyridoxal phosphate binding; glycogen phosphorylase activity. The transcript has 11 exons. The coding region runs from base 163 to 2697 and encodes 844 amino acids. The record is from RefSeq and is a predicted model, not a curated record.